Messenger RNA from Sparassis crispa, 1482 nucleotides. RefSeq lists its product as hypothetical. The record is from RefSeq and is a predicted model, not a curated record. The transcript is spliced from 3 exons. Bases 1 to 1482 code for a protein of 493 amino acids. NCBI's taxonomy places the organism in Eukaryota, Fungi, Basidiomycota, Agaricomycetes, Polyporales, Sparassidaceae.
AUGUCCUCCACCACGAUCGACGUCGACUCUGCGGACACGAAUCAGAUCAACUACAAACCUACCGCUGACUAUCCAUGGUACUUCACGCACUCGGAUAACCAGCAGGUGUACGACUCCACGCUCAGCGAGACGCAUGGGCCCUCGAGUGCUGUCUUCGACUUCACAGGCACAGCCGUGACUGUGUACGGUACGCUCCCGUCUCCGCAAAAUGGGAGCGCGAUGCCCGUCUCGAGCUACGCGCUCGACGGUGCGACACCGAUCUCGUUCGUCCCGUCCGUAGUGACGACUGAGGUCGACGGCGUGAGCUUCUUCUCCAUAUCAUCCCUCGCGAACACGCACCACGAGCUCGUCAUCAGUGUCACGUCCGCGAGCGCCGCUGCGCCGUACCUGCUCGACUACAUCGCGUAUGUGUCCGUUGCGAGCUCGAGUGCGCCCUCGCCGCCCUCCACCCCACCGGUGCAGCCGACAACGCAGCCAUCCGCCUCGCCCACGCCCACACCAACGCCCACACCAACACCAACACCGUCGCCCACACCCACCCCGUCGUCGCAGACUAGCUCCCAGGCGUCACCAUCAUCGUCGUCUUCGUCACCAUAUUCAUCCCAAAGUUCUUCCGUGUCGGGUUCCUCGCUGUCCGCGUCAACGUCACUCUCGGCGCUGUCUUCGGUAUACCAGACGCUAACGAAUACAGACGUAACGCACCUAAGCUCGACAGCGCUCUCUGCGACAUCCAGCGGUUCGUCGUCGUCGUCCUCUGCCAGCCAAACUGCGCUGGGAGCGGCAGCGCACACGAGCUCGACUUCGAAGCCGGUGGGCGCCAUCGUGGGCGGAGUCGUUGGUGGUGUGGCGGGGCUUGCCCUACUGCUCGCUGCACUAUAUUACUUCUUUUUCAGACGCAACCGGGAAAUGGUCACUCCUUACGUACACCCAGAAAGCACCCUGGAAGGUCGGCAACCGCAGCUCCCUCCAGCACCCACCUAUAAUCCCUACUCCCACCCAUCCUACGCAGCACCGGGGUCCGCCGCACAGAUGGCAGAGCCCGCACUAGCCUCCGGCGCGCUCCUCGCCUGGCAGAGCUCACCCUCCGUGCACGCAGCGGCGGCGUCACCCGACCCCUCAGCAGGCGGUGGCAUCGCGUACUACCCUUCCUCGAGCGAGCACCGCUCCUCGACAAGCGCGUUCGCGCCUUCCGCCGCAAGCGCGAGCGCGCCGCUGUUGACGCCCACUCCUCCUUCGUCCAUCGGGGGCUCGUCCUCCGAGCGGGCCAGACGGGCGCGGGGAUUGGGCGCAGGCGCGGGCUCGCUGGGCACUAAGGAGCCGUCCUCAUCGUUCAUGCACGUCCGCAAUGACGCGCCUGCGCCGGCACCAGCGGGGCAGGCCCAGACGCCGUACGAGGACUCGGGCCUGCGCUUCGCGCCGCGCGUGCCCCCGUCUGAGGUUGGGACGGUUGAUCCUCCACCGCCGCUGUAUACACCGGACUAA